AUGGCGGGGAUUCUUGUGAGUGCAGCGACGGGGGCCCUCAACUCCAUCGUGGAGAAGCUGGGCACUCUGCUGGUAGACCAAUACAAGCUGCACACGGGGGUGCGCGGCGAGAUCAAAUUUCUGACUGGGGAGCUCACAGCCAUGAACGACUUUCUCCUGAAGAUGUCUGAGGAGGAGGACCCUGACCAGCAAGAUAAGGUAUGGAUGUCCAAGGUGCGAGAGCUCUCCUAUGAUAUAGAGGACUCCAUUGAUGACUUCAUGCAAGACGAAGACGACAAAGACGCUAAGCCAGAUGGCAUCAUAAAAAAGAUCAAGCACAUUCUGGGAAAGGUGGGGAAGAGGAAGGCUCACCAUCAGGUGUUCCAAGAUCUAAAGAAACAAGUCACUGAGGUGGCCGAGAGGAAUCAAAGGUACCAAACUCGUCACGCCUUAUCCAAGGCCAGAAAUUUGACUGUUGACCCUAGAGCUCUUGCUAUCUUUGAUCUUGCCUCGACGCUCGUCGGAAUUGAUGAACCCAAAGCUGAGCUAAUCAAACUGUUGAUUGACGGUGUGUCGAUAAAUCGGCAACCGAAGCUGGUCUCCAUAGUAGGAUCUGCAGGAAUCGGCAAGACAACUCUUGCAAACCAAGUGUAUCAAGACCUCAAAAGAAAAUUCAAAUAUCGGGCCUUCUUAUCCGUGUCGCGAAAUCCAGACAUGAUGAAUAUCAUGAGAAUUAUUCAUAGUCAAGUUAGUGGUCUACGUUUUGCUGACACUGAAGCAGGAAGCAUACAACAAGUCAUCAUCAAUAUCACGACUUUCCUAGCAGAAAAAAGGUAUUUUGUUGUCGUUGAUGAUAUAUGGAAUGUGGCUGCAUGGAAUGUUAUUAAGCUUGCAUUCCCCAAGACUAGUUCUUGCAGUAUCAUAAUCACCACUACUCGUAGAAAUGAUGUUGCCGAAUCAUGCAGUUCAUAUUUCAGUGGCAAUAUUUAUGGGGUAAGGCCUCUUACAGUGGUGCAUUCAAGACAGCUAUUUCACAGAAGACUAUUCGACUCCCAAGAAAAUUGCCCACCAUACCUUGAAGAAGUAUGUGAUCAAAUCUUGAAAAAAUGUGCUGGGUUACCUUUGGCAAUCAUCGCUGUUUCUGGUUUGUUGGCUAACAUAAAAAAUGUGCUGGGUUACCUUUGUCUCUUAUAUGUGAGUAUGUUUUCGGAAGAUUCUUUUAUUGAGAAGUAUGAUUUGAUAAGGAGGUGGAUAGGUGAAGGAUUCAUUCAAAAAGAAGACGGAUAUACAACACAUGAGGUAGGAGAAAGGUGUUUUAACGAGCUCGUCAAUAGGUGUUUGAUCCAACCCGUCGAGACAAAUGAAUAUGGUAAAGUGAAGGGCUGCCGAGUUCAUGACAUAAUUCUUGAUUUCAUAAUAUCCAAGUCCACCGAAGAGAACUUCAUUACUUUCCUUAGUACUCCCAUUCCGACAACUGGGAUAGAAAGCAAAGUCAUUCGUCGAUUAUUUUUGCAAGGCGUCAAGGAAGGAAAUUCAACAAUACCAACGACAGGUUUGGAUCUGUCCCAUGUCCGAUCAGUCUCUGGAUCUUUUGUGGAAAUGCCUUCUUUGGAGAAGUUUAGACAUCUGCGUGUUCUCAACUUACACGAUUACCAACGAUUGGGAGAACAAAAUCUUGAAAAUAUAGUGAGGCUGUUCCAGCUAAGGUACCUGAGCUUCAGACAUAUAGGAAUAAGAAAGCUCCCAGAACAAAUUGGACGUUUAGGGUGCUUAGAGAUCCUGGACCUAAGAGAAACUGAUGUAAUGGAAUUACCUGCAUCUAUUGUUAAUCUCAGAAAAUUAUCACAUCUACUUGUUGAUGUUGGUGUUAAAUUUCCUGAUGGUGUUGCGAACAUGCAAGCAUUGGAGACGUUGAAAUUGGUCAGUGUCUCCAGACAAUCAUUAGACUUUCUGUCAAGCCUUGGCCAGCUGAAAAAUUUGAGGAAUCUGGUCCUUCACAUUAGGUUCAAUGUUAAUUCUGACACUGGGCAUACAAAUGUGAUUGGGGAGGUCAUCUCUUCCCUGUGUAAGCUAGGCACCCAGAACCUUCGCUCUCUGACUAUUAUGGAUUUGAGCGGCCUCUUACAGGAACCUUUGUGCCUGCCUACCCUCGAGAAACUUAUCAACUGCUCUUUAGCCAUCCCGCAGAUUCCGAAAUGGCUGAGCUCCCUCAAAAACCUCCAACAGUUAAUCCUUCAAGUGGAUGGAGUCAAGCAGGAUGACCUAUGCAUGCUUGGGGCCUUACCCACUCUGCUCAUUCUGCACCUCACGCAGAGAACAGAGUCAAGGAAUAAGCUCAGAAUAAGUGGUGAAGUUGGGUUCCGGUCAUUGAGGAUUUUUAUUUAUGAUGGAAAUGGUGUAUCCCCGGUAGCUCUGAUAUUUGCCGCAGGAUCCAUGCCCAAGCUAGAAAAACUCAAGCUUGUUUGCCACGUAAAUGAAUCUGACUCUCCGAGCUUUGGAAUCGAGAACCUCCCCUGCCUGCGUACUGUCAAAUGCUUUGUAAAUGGCAACGAUGGCAUUGUUGAAGCCGUAGAAACUGCCGUGGAGACAGCAGCGAGCACACAUCCCAACCACCCUAGUCUAGGCUUUUGGAAAGGUAACAGUAUAUUUUUCUCCCGACUGCCCAGCUUUGAUUAA
Messenger RNA from Triticum dicoccoides, 2655 nucleotides. RefSeq names its product disease resistance protein RGA5-like. The transcript is spliced from 2 exons. Gene Ontology annotation, molecular function: ADP binding. The record is from RefSeq and is a predicted model, not a curated record. Gene Ontology annotation, biological process: defense response to other organism. Bases 1 to 2655 code for a protein of 884 amino acids. Lineage: Eukaryota; Viridiplantae; Streptophyta; Magnoliopsida; Poales; Poaceae.